This is a messenger RNA of Dreissena polymorpha, 2034 nucleotides long. RefSeq lists its product as uncharacterized. NCBI's taxonomy places the organism in Eukaryota, Metazoa, Mollusca, Bivalvia, Myida, Dreissenidae. The transcript has 5 exons. The record is from RefSeq and is a predicted model, not a curated record. Bases 97 to 2025 code for a protein of 642 amino acids.
UUGGUGGUGUUGGUGACGCUGGCUUUGGUGACCUUGACUGAAGGGCACGGUAAACCACCGAAAAAAGGUAAAUGUCGGAAAGUCUCAUGCAAGCCGAUGAGAUGCAGAGGUGCAUAUGUGCCAAAAGGACAAUGUUGCCCCGUGUGUCCAUCAGAUAAAUGUAGAUUUGUACGCUGUAAGCAAGUUCAGUGCAAAAAUGCGUACAUUCCACCUGGCCAAUGCUGUCCAGUCUGCCCUAAAGACCCGCUGUGUGAUAACAGUUUCAUAAGACCGUGGUCAGAAGAGUACAAAUCAUCCAGAAUCCCAGCGAACCGAACGCUGGUCGGCGACUGUACCUAUGACGUAGGAACCUGCCCCGCCGGGACAUGUCGAUACAACAUCUACCGCCAUAAAACCUGCCCCGAUGAUGGAAUCAUAUGUCCCGUCGAGGAAAUUCGCAAUGUUGACUGCGGGUUGUUUGGGAAUAAAGAGGUAUCCUACGUCACCAGCUGUGCAUGCUGCAAAGAUAACGGUAUAACAGUUGUCGGAAAUGUGAAGGACAGCUUGACUUUGGCACCACUUUCUGGCAUGUCCGUUAGUAUCGAUAUGAAUGGGAAAGGUGUCUCCGACGGCACGGGGUUGUUUAAGGUCUCAAUACCAGCCGCAACACAGGUCGUGAUACAAGUGACGGAUCCAUCGGGAAAGUACAUAGCGGCUGUUAAAGUGAUUGAUCUUCCUGCGACAUACAGAGGUACACUAUACGUAGAAAUCAAAAUGAUCAAAGCGGCUAACCCAGUAACUGUUAACCCCAAUGUGGACAACACACUUUCAAUUUCGGAUGACCCUCAAAAUUUAGAUCAGGGAGUGGCUCAGCUUUUCAUCUCAGCCAACUCCAUCACGGAUAUGGCGGGAAAUCCCUACAGCCAGUCAGUACAAAUUAGCAUUACUGCACCUAGUGUCAAUGACCCGUUAACUGAUGAAAUCGGUCAGUUUCUUACCUUUGAUGGGGAACCUCUACUCUCGGAUGGCAUUCUCAACGUCAAUCUAAGAACAGAAUCAGGUGAUCCAUUGACCGGUCAAGUCGUCUUCAGGGUACGUCAGGGAAUGGCUCUUUGGCUACUAGAUGAAGCUACCGGACGAUGGGUAUUAGCUCCAACAACAAAUGCUAAUCGUCGAAAACGACAGAUAAGUCUUACCGAUGAUUUGCUGACACAGAUAAAUACCGGAAACUGGUAUAACAUUGACAAGAUACCGGGAGUACCCAGGUGCUACUUUAAAGCGAGAGUCUUUUACGCGAACCCAGCUGAUGCUUCCAAUCCAGCCACAUUCACUCCAGGGGUCGUUGCCUAUACACCAAACAACGAAAGGCUGAGACUCUACUUCCCGUAUACAAUCGAUCUUGAUAACACGUGCUUCGAGGUUCGAUGCAUUGACUUUAAUCCAGAUAAUCCAACCAAUGUUCUUGUCGGAUUCAUUAAUCUUAAAUCAACGGAAACAGUUUCGGUUGGUGGGAUCCCUAUUCCAGUAACAACGAACUUAAAACCAAAACAACUGCCGAAUUACUCCCCAGUGAUUGAAGCGGCGCACACUGCUAUAAAUUAUGAAGUCUUACCUAACGAAAAAGAUAUCUUCAUCAAUUUUAUUUCCAAUUCAAAUGGUGGAUUCUACCAAGACUUAUCAACAUGCCAGAACUCGAAUAUCAACCAGCCAGCGUUCCAUUUCAUCAAGCCCAGCCUCCCAGCAUAUGAGCCCAUACCAGACGGUACAAAUCUGUGUACUGCACGAAUAAAAUUCACUGACGGGUAUAAUUUUUCGCCCACAAUCGAUGACCUUCCGAACAUGCCUGCCAUCACAGCAACAAGUGCAUGGUCCACGGCGGGAUCUAACUACUACUUCACCUUCUCCACUACAAUUCAGAAGGCAAAUGACGGUGUGCAGGAUUUUUACUAUGCUUGUAUUCAGUACCGAUGCAGUGAAGGUCUCGAGAACACAACUGUCUAUUUGAAUAUCGAUAUUCCAACGGUGGAUAUUUCAACAACAACAUGAACAACGUAA